GUUUUGUCGUUCCGUGGUUGGCAACGUUAGUAUAUUCUGUGGUUGGCAACAAAUUACAAUUUUUUUUAGGUUUGUUGAAGUUAAAAAUGGCAGAGCCCGAAUUAAACGUUGAUAGCUUAAUUCAAAGGCUAUUAGAAGUAAGAGGAUGUCGCCCUGGAAAAUCUGUACAUAUGACCGAAGCAGAAGUAAGAGGUCUUUGUUUGAAAUCAAGAGAGAUAUUUUUACAGCAACCUAUUUUACUUGAACUUGAGGCACCUUUGAAAAUUUGUGGGGACAUCCACGGACAAUACACAGACCUGCUCCGCUUGUUCGAGUAUGGAGGGUUCCCGCCCGAGGCCAACUACCUAUUCCUGGGCGACUACGUCGACCGCGGCAAGCAGUCCCUCGAAACCAUCUGCCUGCUGCUCGCCUACAAGAUCAAGUACCCCGAGAACUUCUUUCUGCUCAGGGGCAACCACGAGUGCGCCUCCAUCAACCGAAUAUACGGCUUUUACGACGAGUGCAAGCGACGCUACAACAUCAAGCUGUGGAAGACCUUUACGGAUUGCUUUAACUGUUUGCCCAUAUCGGCUAUUAUUGACGAGAAGAUAUUUUGUUGUCAUGGAGGGCUGAGUCCGGACCUGCAGGGGAUGGAACAGAUCAGGCGUAUUAUGAGACCGACAGAUGUACCAGAUACCGGUUUGCUGUGCGACUUGCUGUGGUCCGACCCCGACAAGGACGUGCAGGGCUGGGGCGAGAACGACCGCGGCGUGUCGUUCACGUUCGGCGCCGACGUGGUGAGCAAGUUCCUGAACCGGCACGACUUGGAUCUGAUCUGCCGCGCGCACCAGGUCGUCGAGGACGGCUACGAGUUCUUCGCCAAGCGCCAGCUGGUCACUCUGUUCUCCGCGCCCAACUACUGCGGCGAGUUCGACAACGCCGGUGGCAUGAUGAGCGUGGACGAGACGCUCAUGUGCUCGUUUCAGAUUUUAAAACCUUCUGAGAAGAAGGCAAAAUACCAGUACCAAGGCGUGAACUCCGGUCGUCCCUCGACACCACAGAGGAACCCCACAGCCAAGAAGAAAUAGAGUGAAAAUAGAGCAAUAAACACUUGUUUAACAUUAUUUUCAUUUUAUUCAAAUACUAUUAUAAAGCAUUUUAACUGUAGCGUACUUUCUCUCACUGAUUUUUUUUUGUUGUGGCAAUAUCAUUAAAAAAAGUCGGUCCUUAAAAUUGAUUUGAUAGUAUUAUUUAUCGUUAUAUAUUUUUUUCUCUUCAUUUUUAGUUUGUAAAGGUUUUUUGACUGAUUUAUUUUUUGUGCGACUAGACUAUAAAACUUAUCAAAGUAUUUUUUUUUGUAAAUAAUCUUAAACUUGCUUCAGCAUUUAACAGUGGAAAUUGCAAAGUAAAAUUACACACUUAUAUAUGAGCCAAAGAUCUCGGUGAUUUGGCAAUUUUUUAUUUUUAUUUAUUACUCAUAUACAGGGUUUUAUACAAUCGAUUCAUUAAACGUAUUUAUGUUCUGAAAUGUCUUAGGUUAGAUAUAUUUCAAGGUGUAGUUUCUUUUAAAAUAUUUUCACUUGCUAACAGUUACAGUUUAACUGGAAGUCAUUUCGCGUCAGGAUUGCUUGAAAAUAA
Messenger RNA from Sitophilus oryzae (rice weevil), 1617 nucleotides. RefSeq names its product serine/threonine-protein phosphatase PP1-beta catalytic subunit. Gene Ontology annotation, cellular component: nucleus; cytoplasm. The coding region runs from base 87 to 1067 and encodes 326 amino acids. NCBI's taxonomy places the organism in Eukaryota, Metazoa, Arthropoda, Insecta, Coleoptera, Curculionidae. Gene Ontology annotation, molecular function: protein serine/threonine phosphatase activity. The record is from RefSeq and is a predicted model, not a curated record. The transcript has 5 exons.